AUGAACCGCCGCGGAGCUGCACCCAACAUGUAUGCCCUCCAGGGCCACUCUGCCAGGAGAGUCGACCCGAACGAGGGCGCGUUCUCCCGGUUCAUGCGCCAGGAGAUUUGGUCUCCCGAAAAGCUCCCGGGGAACAUCAACAUCCUCACGGGUGUCCUAGUUUUCUUCGGCGGGAUCGCUGCCGUACGGACAUGGGGGGAGCUCAUGAUUCCUGCGUGA
Punctularia strigosozonata HHB-11173 SS5 is the source of this 219-nucleotide messenger RNA. RefSeq lists its product as uncharacterized. Bases 1 to 219 code for a protein of 72 amino acids. The record is from RefSeq and is a predicted model, not a curated record. NCBI's taxonomy places the organism in Eukaryota, Fungi, Basidiomycota, Agaricomycetes, Corticiales, Punctulariaceae. The transcript is spliced from 2 exons.